GUCGUCCGGUCGCGGCUGUCGACCAUCUGUUGUGAAUUAUAACUGUAUGAUUCAGCUGUACUUCUGUAUUAUUAUUAUUUCUUUACUAUACUGAUAUAGUGAUACCAUGGUCCUUUUGAUACUGGUCCGUCGUCCGUGUUCAAAAAGCAACAGUAUAUUAUAUUGUUUAUAUUAUAGGUGAUAGGUAUUAGGUACCCAUCCAAUAUUUUCUAAUGUUGGUUAGCUGUGGAGGUGCGUAAACCGCAUUAUAGUUUUGAGUUACCUAUACGACGCGUCCGUGGGUGCCCUACUACACUCAGCAUACGUUUAGGUUUUGUCUGUAGGUGUGUGUGUGUGUACGUGUGCGUCCUGUGUGUGUGUGUGUGUGUGUGUGCGUGUGUUUGUUUUCUCAUUCGGCGGCGUCUAUCGAUCGAUCGGGUUACGAAAAUCAUCGCAAUUGACGACGGCGACAGGUGUUCGUUCAACGACGGCAAUAUCAAUCUUGUAUACAAUUGUUCGGUGUUACUGUUGUGCUACUGUUUCUGUCGAUUUUCACCACUUGCUGUUGAAACACUUGUCCAUUCAGCGUUGAACUGAAAGGCAGUAUGGUGGCUUAGACAGUUACGAAUAAUUACGAUAUUUCAGGUGGUAUCUGAUUUGGACUUGUGCGAUGUCGGUGGUGUGCCCGACAUUAUUGAAUCUUGUAGGUUCCCGUGUCAUACGAGGUCCCAGCUGGAAAUGGAACAAGCAGGAUGGUGGAGAAGGCUUUUUAGGAACAGUCAGGAGUUUUGAGUCUCACGAAGAAGUUGUCGUUGUUUGGGACAAUGGAAUAGCAGCCAAUUAUAGAUGUUCCGGUCAAUAUGAUUUACGUGUUUAUGACAGUGGACCAACUGGACACACUAAGCAUGAAGGGGUUGUGUGUAAUUCAUGUAAACAGACUCCUAUCAUCGGGCAUCGUUGGAAAUGCAUGAACUGUCCUGGCAAUGAAGUUUCAAGUGAUAGUUCUGUAGAUUUGUGCUUUAUGUGUUAUCAUGGUGACAAACACAAUGUUCGACAUAGGUUUAUAUUGAUCCAACAUCCUAUACCAAAAGAAUUAUUAAAAGAUCCUCGAAGUCUCGGUGCAAAUCCAGUUAUAUUAGAUCAAAGGAAAAAAUCUAAGAAAAUAACAUUGCGUGGUAUAUUCCCUGGUUCACGUGUUGUGCGUGGUGUUGACUGGCAAUGGGAUGAUCAAGAUGGAGGAUCUGUUAGCCAGAAGGGUUUGAACAAUGCUGUCUCUCAAACAGUUGUUAAACGUGGAAAAGUGUGUGAAAUUCAAGACUGGUCUGCUAUGACAGGCAGUGUUCGCUCGGCCGCCUAUGUCCAAUGGGAUAUUAAUAGUAAUACGGCUGGGUGUGUCAAAAACUUGUACCGCGUCGGAUUUGAAGGAAUGUCGGACUUGAAAUGUGUGUCUCCAUCCAAAGGAUCUACAGCUGUGUACAGAGACCACCUGCCAUUGUUAGGCCAACACCAGCACCAACAGCGGAAUGACCAGUACAGGCAAGGAGCGCUAAGUUUAAAUCAUCUACAAAACCAACUACAAUAUCAACAGCUAGAGAUUGGUGAUCGGGUAAGAGUUGAUCUAGAAUUGGACGUUGUACGAGCUAUGCAACAAGAUCAUGGUGGAUGGACAGAAGGCAUGUAUGAAGAAUGUUUAGGAGGUGGAGUUAUAGAAAGUGUUUCUAUUGGAUCGGUGGUUGGUAUUGAUGAAGAUCAUGACGUCGUUGUUCUAUAUCCAAGUGGCAACAGAUGGACAUUUAACGCGGCCGUACUUACAAAAGUUGUUGGACUUAUUGAUAAUCCAGUGGCAGGCAGUUCCAAUUCAGCUGGAAGCUCAUAUAAUGAACACGUUAUCAGAGUGGGGUCAACUGUAAAGAUAUCUAGUGAUGUGGAAUUUGUUCGUCGAUUGCAAAAAGGCCAUGGAGAAUGGGCUGAUGCCAUGUCUAUGACUUUGGGCGAAGUUGGUUUUGUGCAACAAGUGUAUGAUGAUGGUGACCUCAAGAUAGUUGUAUGUAAUACUUCGUGGACUUAUAAUCCACGAGCGGUUACUCUACUAAAUAAUAAUGGUACUGAAUACGGCAAUGAAGGAUAUCGAGAUGAAACUCAAAACGAUAGACGACUAAGAUUAGCUCGUGAGAGAGAUUUAAGGGGACGUGAGCUGGUCACGUCGGCAGCAAAUGGCGAUGUCCAAAACUGUCGUAGGAUUUUGGAGAAAGAAAGACAAAGGAAUAUGAAUGAAAAGCCAACUGGGGAGCCACCAAUGACACUCAGCUAUGCUCUCACACCAAGACAAGCUGCAAUGUGCGCUAAUUAUACGCCUCCACCCACAGCUGAGGAGUUGAUACUGACAAACUUUGUGAGUAGCGGGCACACAUCUCUGCAGGCCGCUGCUCAAAAUGGUCAUGUCGAUGUUUGUCGAGUGUUAAUUGGAGAGUUUGGUGCAGAUGUCGAAUUUCAGGACAGAGAUGGUGAUCGUGCUAUUCAUCAUGCUGCAUUCGGUAACCAGCCACAAGUGGUGCAUGUGCUAUGCGUUGUUUUUGAUGCUGAUGUGAAUGCACGUAAUAAACGAGGACAAACUCCUCUGCACAUCGCUGUUAACCGUGGGUAUGCUGACGUGUGCCGUAUUCUGUUACGUCUCAACUGCUUGCCAAACCUACAGGAUAACGAGGGUGACACACCAUUACAUGAUGCCAUAUCUCGGAGACGCGAUGACCUUGUAGCCAUGUUGAUGGAAGGAGGAGGUGGAAGUAUUGUCACCUGUAAUAUUCCUUCAAGUGCUGUGGCCACCAAUGUUUUGAGUGGAUGCGAACGUGCGUAUGACCGCUCAGGGCCUAAGAUUGGGCUAGUUCCUGAAUCUCGGACUUUGCUCAUGAAUAAUUCAAAUGCCAAUAUUGCUGCCAGUGCUUCUAUAACUCCUAAGGAUGACAAUGUUGCAUAUGCUACGACCGAAGUGGAAAACAAAAAAAGUACAUUGUCAAUAAUGAGUGGUCAAGAAGAUGGUGCCGUUGGUUGUUCUGCUUCCACAGCAUGUUCUUCCUCCGAUGAAACUUCCAAAUCCAUAGAAACAAGUGUAAGUGCUAUCACAACUGCUGAUACAGACCCUGGAUUUCCAGCUAUUGGAUCACCGUCUGCUGAUCUCAUGGUGGUUAACACAAACGGUUUCAACCCGCUGCAGCAUGCAGCACUACGUGGUAAUCCUGGAGCUACCGCCAUCAUGUUGGACUGGAUCGCCACAAACGGCGGCCAUCGCUACUGGGUCGUGGAUGAGCCCAAGGACGAUGGAUACACCGCCCUGCAUUUGGCUGCUCUCAACAAUCACAACCGUGUGGCGUCAUUGCUGCUGGUCCGUGGGCGGGCCGACCCAAACAAACGAAACGUCAACAAGCAAACAGCCCUUCACCUGGCCGUGGAACGCCAGCACGCAGAUAUCGUCAAGCUCCUAGUUCACCACUCCGCCGACCCGAACAUCCCCGAUAAGGACGGCGACACGCCCAUGCACGAGGCUUUGCGACAUCACACGUUGCUACAGAUCAAGACGGUCGGCACACCACCCCCACCUGGAGUGGGCUUGGGAAACAACCCUAGGGAUCCCAACACAAAGUUCCGGUCAGACGGCGGUGGUGGCAUAUCGCUGCGAAACAUUCUCGCUGGCAACAGGGUCAUACGUGAUUACCGGGAACUAUCAGACGACUUUGAAAGCGGGUAUUCAGACGUCAGCCGCACUGUUACGAGCCUUCCAUGUCCCGUUGAACAGGCGAGGGAACUUUGGGCGGCCAAGGGUCCCGCGUACUUGGAAAUUUUCGCUUCGCCGGUGUCCUCGGUUCAAAGAUUGAUGGCUGAGCUCCUUGGGGCAGCCGAAGAGUUUAGACGUUUGCGCACAAGUUCCAGCAGUGACAACGAAGCUGAUGACAAUAAAGACAGCGAUCUUACUACAAUAGAUACCGUGCCCGGCUUGAACGAUCCACCCCCGAUCAAAACUAAUAAAUCGAAGAAAGUGAUUAACCGCCGUCGGAUAAAGAAAUCUCCAGUGCGAACUAUUCGCCAGCAGACCGUUGACGAUCAAACCGGUCCGCGAUUAGCCGGAGAGGCACGUGCCGCUGCACUCGUAGCCGCCAUGGCUCUUUCCGGUAAUAGUAUGCCAGAUGAUGGUGGACGACCGGGACCAAGUUCCGAACAUAACAUGGCCGGAGAAGAGCGUUUGGGCGUUCAAACUGCGGUUUCUGGACCUGGUAGAAAUAUUUUCGGACGGCCCGUGCGUGGUCCGGUAUCAAGAUCUGCACCCGCUUCCCCAAGCAAUGGAAAUGUGAUCCCGCCACCACCGAGUGCCACCGUCAUUGUUUGCGUGCUCGCCGGCACCGGUCGCGCUGAUUUAUGGUUGCGCAACAACCGUGGGCAAACGCCGUUGGAUCUUUGCCCGGCCGACCAGCCUUUGCGGCUCGCUCUGAUCAAGUGCUGUGACGCGGCCGCUAAAGCUCACAACGUUCAAACUACUAAUACCACCGCCACCGCUGGGGGUGAAACCGAUGGUUCCAGUGUACCGACUCUUUCCGAUGAGCGUCCUCAACAAUCCCAACUGAUGCUUCAUAACAUGCCACCAGACUACUCGAUCAAGGCACCGUAUCACGAUGCGUACGCCCCAUUGAUGUCGAAAGAGCCAGAACCCCCAAAAGAGUGCUCCAAGACAUUUGCUACUCGAAGUGAUUCAGAAUUUCUUAAAAUUUCAUCAACAAUCGCAAAACGUUUUAUGAACGCUGGGCUUCCUCCCCCGCCGCCAACUAUGAUGAGGCUAGAAGAUAAUACUCCGGCGGUGCUUUUACAUGAGCCUGAGCCUUUUAGACUCGGUAUACCGAGUACUUCCAUUGGAUUAGUGGAUAACAACUUAAUGAGAAGGAUAGACGAUGACGUUGACAACAAUGACCCGGAACCAGAUUCUAUGGACAACAGUACUUUAAACAUCGCUAGUAAUGCUAACGGCAGCAUAGUGAUUGAUAGUUCUAAUAAUAGCAGAACAUCUACUGAACGCGGUCAUAUUGACAUAGCUGCUGGUGGAAGCAACAAUAGCAAACCUUCCACUUCAUGUGAUCUGUCGGUUAUAAAUAACACAAUGUCCCGGUCACGAGACAAGCGAACGAAUGAGUUGGAACAGGAGAAGAUUGACAUUGCAAACGCUCCAAUACCGGAAGAACGGCAAAACUCUCCCAUGGAUGUGGCGCCGAUAAACCCUCCCGAUGUUCUGGAGCCGGGACUAGUGGAAAAACUCAUGCAGCAGUUGAGUGAUCUCAAGGAAAUGAAUAUGUGCCCUGUGUGUUUGGAUCGAUUAAAGAAUAUGGUGUUUAUGUGCGGGCAUGGAACGUGCCAGCUGUGCGGUGAUCGCAUGGCCCCUGGCCAACCUUGUCCUAUUUGCCGUAAACCAGUCGCACACAAGAUAUUAUUGUAUUAGACCCAGACAACGGAAUCAACAAUAUUCAUAUGAAUCUUCUACUGAUCUAGGCAUAACCAUUUAAAUUCUUAUUAUACUUUCACUAGGUUCGAUGAGAUUUUGGAGAGAUCAUAUCUAGUGUUGUAUCAAUUUAUUAUUAAUUAUAUUAUUUUUAUUUUAUUUUUUUAUUGAAUUUAUCACAUCAAUAGUUCAUUUUUUACUCUAUACUAUAAACUGAGUUUGCAAUUUGUUUUCUCCAAUUAAUCCCGAGCCAUUAUUAAACAUUUAAAACAAUAUUAGUAACUUAUUGUAUGACUAAAACACAUGUUGUUUUGUGUUUUUUUUUUUUUUACUUGGUCAUACAUAAUUAUAGAUUAUAUAUACUUUAGACAAUAGUAAUGUAUAAUGGAUUUCAUAUUGUUGUAAAGUUAUUAUUAAAUCCAAAAUAUUAGUGAUAUCAAUAUAUUAUACUUAGGGCCAGUAUUACCAUCUCCGGUUAAAUUUAACAGACUCCUAACCAGCAGAAUUCGGCAGGUAAUAAAAUGUGUUAUUAGUCUGUUAAGCGCAAUCAAUGAUUGUAAUACUGGUCCUUAUUGUUUGUCUAAAGCUUACUUUUAAUUUAUAAUUAUACUAUUUAUAAAAUGUGUUAUAUGGCCGAACAAUUACAUUUUUUUUGUCAUUAGCUUUAGCUAUAAUAAUUUUAUUUAUGCUACAUUUGUUUAGUUAAAUAGCAUUUGUUUUUUGUAUUAAUUUGCGGUAGUUGUUGGUAGUCAACAAAGAUGGUAUCCACAAAUAAUAUUAUUAAUAAUUCAUAAUUAAGGUUUUUUAGAUAUGUAUUACUGGUUUAGUUUACUAGAAUUUAUUUUUUAUAUUAAUUGUUUGUAGUUGUUAGUAGCCAACAAACAUAAUACUUGCAAUUAAUAUUAUUAUUAUUUAUAGUAAAAAUUUAUAUUUUUUAUUAGAAUAGGUACAUAAUUUAUCUAGAUUUACUACUAUUAUUAUCAACAACAUUAAUGUUCUUAUCAUCAUUAUUGAUUAUAAUAUACCUUUUACUCACAAUUUAAGAUAUAUAGGUUAUUUAAUACCGUAUAGAAAUUGGUCUCUAGAGUGAUGCUCACAGUUUAUCCCAAAAAUCAGCUGUUCACCAGGAAGAAGUACAGCUAGUGCUCUCAGUGUACAUAACUAUAUAUAUUGAAAUAAAAUAUAUAUUAUAUAUCAUGAAAAUAUAGGUACAUUGUUUAAUUACAUUAAUUUCUGUUUGGGCACUAGUGGCUUCUCGCGGGGCAUAAUCGAGUAUAAACAUUAUGCAUCAAAAAUAAUGCUGUGUUGAUUAACCUGUAUGUCUUAAAUUGUGUUUAUAUGUAUUUAUAUUCAAAUAUUAUAAACUUAUAAUAAUAUUAACCUUAUUAGCUUAGUUAUUGAUUUCUUUAGUAUUAGUGAUGAUCUAUUAUGAUGGAUGAUAAACUAUAGUAUGUAGUAUUGAGGUGUACUCUAGACUCUACCAGUAAUUUAAUUAUAGCACAUACUACCAAAAGUAGAAGUAUUUAAAAAAUUAUAUUAAUUGAUUUAUAAUUUAAAAGUUCAAAAAAAUGUAUUCUAAUAAUAAUUGUAGUUUAUACAAAAAUAAUCAACGUCAAUAUAUCUUUUUUUUUUUAUCGGAAGUACUGAAAAUGAACUAUGUACUCUAAGUAAUUUUGUUUAUAUUACAGUUUAUUGUCAAUCAUCAUUCAUUAAUCAAUAUACUUUAUAUUAUAUUACGUAUAAUUUUAGUAUUUUUUUUUUCAUUAUUUUCUCUAAUAUUUGUAGUUUAGUAUAUUAUUAUUAUUAUUAUCAUAGGCGUGCGCAAACUGGUCGCUGGGUAUUCGGCUAGUAAAAUGUUCUCCUCAAAAAUAUAAACGCGCCCAUCAUAUUGCCUUGAAAAUAUUUACAAUAACAUUUUGUUAUGAAUAUGUGUUUAUUGAAAAGGAUAGUAUAUAUUAAUAUUAUUUCAUAAUCAAGCCGUAAAUAUAGAUUGUACUUAAAAAUGUUGUUAUUUGUUCUACUUCAUUCAUAUUAUGCCCUCUAAAAAAAAUUAUCUACCCCAGUCCACAGAGAAUACGAGUGCAUACCCUGCAUACCCAAUACCUAUGCAUGCCUAUGAUUAUUUCUUUAAACAUUUAUAAUUUUUUAUGCUAUUAUUAAAAAUUGUAUAUUCAAUAUUAUACAUCAAUCUUAAAAUAAACACAUUUAAUCACUUAA
Messenger RNA from Metopolophium dirhodum (rose-grain aphid), 7672 nucleotides. It is a transcript of the gene mib1, whose product is annotated as E3 ubiquitin-protein ligase mind-bomb. The transcript is spliced from 14 exons. Gene Ontology annotation, cellular component: cytoplasm. Gene Ontology annotation, molecular function: zinc ion binding; protein binding; ubiquitin-protein transferase activity. Gene Ontology annotation, biological process: protein ubiquitination. The record is from RefSeq and is a predicted model, not a curated record. Bases 650 to 5455 code for a protein of 1601 amino acids. Lineage: Eukaryota; Metazoa; Arthropoda; Insecta; Hemiptera; Aphididae.